Aplosporella prunicola CBS 121167 is the source of this 1172-nucleotide messenger RNA. RefSeq lists its product as uncharacterized. The transcript is spliced from 4 exons. NCBI's taxonomy places the organism in Eukaryota, Fungi, Ascomycota, Dothideomycetes, Botryosphaeriales, Aplosporellaceae. The record is from RefSeq and is a predicted model, not a curated record. Bases 53 to 1045 code for a protein of 330 amino acids.
CGCUGCCAUUUCACAGUGUCGUUCAUACUUUCAAAGCAUUUGUAUCUCAGAAAUGCCACCUAUCCCUUUCUCCCCCGCCCUCAGCGGCGCCGAAGUCAAUAAGCCCCUUCCCGGCACCAAUAUCGCAGGGAAAAACGCAUUGGUCACAGGUGGCGCAUCCGGAAUCAGUGCCGCUAUUGGUCGCGUAUUCGCGGAAAAAGGCGCAUACGUUACGCUUGUCGACAGAAAUGAAGAACUUGGAAACAAACUUGCCACAGAGCUGCAAGCCAAAGGGCUCCGAGUGCAGUUUGUGGCUGCAGAUGUCACAUCAUGGGAUUCACAAGUCCAAGCUUUCAAAUCAGCUAUCCGAUUCCACCCCGCUCAAACUCUCGACAUUGUAGUCUGCGGAGCCGGCAUCUUUGGUGAGACCUUCGUGUACCCCGACGAACCAGAUCUCAAAUCGCUCGACCAAGAUCCGCCACAGCCGGAUAUCGCAGCUUAUCACGUCAAUGCCAUCGGCGCACAUUUCACUGCCAAGCUCGCGCAGCUGUACUUCGACCUGCCCCCCCUUGCACCACCGUCAGGACAGCAGCAGCAGCAAAACUAUCCGAAGUCACUGAUCCUCAUUUCUUCUCUCGCGUCCUACUUCGAUAUCCCGUUGAUGUCGGAGUACGGGGCAUCCAAGUUCGCUGUGCGCGGGCUUUUCCGCAAUAUUAAACCCGUUCUUGCAAGCCGCGGACACAGAGUCAACUUGAUCGCGCCUUGGAUCAUCGAUACCCCAUUGACAGUGGACUGGAUUAAGAUGUUUGCUGCUGCUGGCGCGCCGCAUGCGGACAUGAAAGAGGCGAUUACUGCGGCAAUGAGGUGUACAGAUGAUCUUCGCGUCAAUGGCCGUGCGUUUGCCAUUGCGCCAGGAAGAGCGAUUGAUUUGUGUGAUGAUUUGGAGGGAGUAGAUGCUGGACCGGCGAUGAAGAAGUACUGGGCGGAGUUUUUGCAGGGGUGGGAUGAGAUUGAGACGAGGAUGUUUAAGAUUAUGGGAUUUUCCAAAAGGCUGCCAAAGCUUUGAAGCUACCGAGGGAGAUAUCUGAUUGGCCCCUUUAGAAGAUCAUUCUUUUGAUUGUAUGCUGUAAGUCAGCCUUGUAGUUCACCGAGGUUGAAAUCAGUAUUACAGCAUCCAGCCUUUCAUCAGCGGG